Lepus europaeus (European hare) is the source of this 1855-nucleotide messenger RNA. It is a transcript of the gene ADAP1, whose product is annotated as ArfGAP with dual PH domains 1. NCBI's taxonomy places the organism in Eukaryota, Metazoa, Chordata, Mammalia, Lagomorpha, Leporidae. The transcript has 10 exons. Gene Ontology annotation, cellular component: plasma membrane; intracellular membrane-bounded organelle. Gene Ontology annotation, molecular function: GTPase activator activity; phosphatidylinositol bisphosphate binding. The record is from RefSeq and is a predicted model, not a curated record. Gene Ontology annotation, biological process: positive regulation of GTPase activity. Bases 133 to 1581 code for a protein of 482 amino acids.
CCCGACUGGGCCUCCUACACGCUGGGCGUCUUCAUCUGCCUGAGCUGCUCCGGCAUCCACAGAAACAUUCCCCAGGUCAGCAAGGUCAAGUCUGUCCGGCUGGACACCUGGGACGAGGCUCAAGUGGAGUUCAUGGCCUCCCACGGGAACGAGGCGGCCAGAGCCACGUUUGAGUCCAGGGUGCCUUCCUUCUACUACCGGCCCACGCAGGCCGACUGCCAAGUCCUCCGGGAGCAGUGGAUCCGCGCCAAGUACGAGCGCCAGGAGUUCCUGCUCCCCGAAAAGCAGGAGCCGUACUCGGCAGGGUACCGCGAGGGCUUCCUGUGGAAACGUGGCCGGGACAACGGGCAGUUCCUGAGCCGGAAGUUUGUGCUGACGGAGCGGGAGGGGGCCCUGAAGUACUUCAACAAGAAUGACGCCAAGGAGCCCAAGGCCGUCAUGAAGAUCGAGCACCUGAACGCCACCUUCCAGCCGGCCAAGAUCGGCCACCCGCACGGCCUGCAGCUCACCUACCUGAAGGACAACAGCACCCGCAACAUCUUCCUGUACCACGAUGACGGCAAGGAGGUUGUGGACUGGUUCAACGCGCUGCGGGCCGCCCGCUUCCACUACCUGCAGGUGGCCUUCCCCGGGGCCAGCGACGCAGACCUGGUGCCGAAGCUCUCCAGGAACUACCUGAAGGAAGGCUACAUGGAGAAGACGGGGCCCAAGCAAACCGAGGGCUUCCGGAAGCGCUGGUUCACCAUGGACGACCGCCGGCUCAUGACGCCUUCGCCCGCGGGGAGGUCUUCAUCGGCAGCAAGGAGAGCGGCUACACGGUGCUGGGGGGGCUCCCGCCGGCCACCCAGGGCCACCACUGGCCGCACGGCAUCACCAUUGUCACGCCCGACCGCAAGUUCCUGUUCACCUGUGAGACGGAGGCGGACCAGCGGGAGUGGGUGCAGGCCUUCCAGAAGGUGGUGGACAGGCCCAUGCUGCCCCAGGAGUAUGCAGUGGAAGCCCACUUCAAGCAUAAGCCCUAGCGAGCAGCGCCGCCCACCUGGGGACCACAGACGCGCGUGGCUGACGUGGCUGAGGACUGGAGGCUGGGCCGGGGAGGGGCUCUGGACGGAGGGAGCCCGGCAGGUAGGGUCUGCCCAGGCGACCCCCGGCCUCGGAGCAGGGCCCCUCCCCCACCCCGCCCCCCUCGAGUAUUUAUUGUGCGCCUGCUGUGGUCCUGGAGCCGGUCCUGGGGACCCUCUGCUGGCUGGAGGCCCCCACCCCCCGGGCCCCUGGCUUGGCAGAUCGGUUACCCAGCCCUCGCCUGUGGGGACCCAGUGGCCUGUGUGCCAGACACUUGGUGCUGACAAUGGCCGGUGCCCGCCCACCCUCACUGCUGCCCCACACCCAGCUCACCCCUCCCUGCUUGCUGCUGGAGGGCCAACAUGGGGGCUGCGCCCCAGCUGCAGAGCGCCCCCUGCAGGUGACCGAGGUGGACCCCCUCCCAGCCCUGCCUGGCCUGACAGGAGGGGAGCGGAGCUGGGAGAGCGGCACCCCCACCCCGGCCCUCGAGCCACGUCCAUUACCGCCCAGGCCGGAUGACUGGGCCCCAGGUGUGUGUGGAGUGCGCACACGGGCAGCCCUGCGUGGGGGCAGAGCGUGGACAAGCGUGAUAUGAAGCCCAAGACGUGGCUGUGCUGGUGGGGGCCCUGGUCUGGACCCAGGACAUCACGCGUGUCGGAGGUCUCACGUCGCAAGCCCGCAGUACCCGCGGCGUCCCGAGGUGUGGGGGCGGGAAGGCCGCCUGCCAGCCGCAGCGCUGCAGCCAUGGGGUGGCCCCGGGCCCGCGCUCCCCCACCCCAGGGCCCUGGCCGCG